AUGCCUUUGGCGGUGUCUCUAAAGAUUGGGCAAGUGGUGGUGGAGGUAGUGGCACUAGGGGUGAGGGUGGUGGCGGCGGCAGGAAUGACAGUGGUGGUAGUGGCAAUGACUGUGGGGUUGGUAAUAGAAUUGGUGACGCUUGGGGGUGGUGGUGAUAGCCACGACACGAUGGUGAUCGUGGGUGGUUGUGGUAAUGGAGGUGGUGGUGAUAGUUAUGAUAAAAUGAUGGUAGUAGAGACGGUGAAAUUAUAUCUUGCGAAUAAAAAAAAUGUAUUUAUUAAAAUAUCUAUGGGGAAGCAAAUAUUUGUCAUAAUCUAA
Molecule: messenger RNA, 318 nt
Organism: Prunus armeniaca (apricot)
Lineage: Eukaryota; Viridiplantae; Streptophyta; Magnoliopsida; Rosales; Rosaceae
Source: the annotation of a GenBank genome assembly